GUGAUGAUGGAUGAUGAAUUUUGGACAAUUGGCUUUCUACCCUCAUCACAAAGCCUGAAAAUUAAAUGCAUCCUCACCUUUUUAUCAAAUAAGAUUACUCCAUUGCAUCCCCCUUCAUCACUUUGUGCUCUAACUUGUAUCCACCAUGGGUCGUAGAGAGAUCCCAAUUAAGAAAAUUGCUAGUACUGUCACUCUCCAAACAACAUAUACGAAGCGCAGAGAUGGGAUUUUAAAGAAGGCCAAUGAACUACCUGUAUUAUGUGAUGCAGAUGUUGGUCUUCUAAUGUUUUCUCCCACUGGUAGAUUGACUAAGUUUUCUAGCUGUGGAAGUAUUGAGGAUAUGUUUCUUCGCUAUAUUGACCAACAUGAUGAAUAUCAAGGAUCGGUUGAAAAUGAAGAGCGUUUGUGUCGAAGCCUCAAGCAUUCAAAAUAUGAAGAAGAAAUGCUGGAAAUGAUAGCAAAGAAGGAGGCACUUGAGAGAAAACUUCUUGAGCUCAAUAAGCAGCACGAUGAGGCAGAGGAAAAGAUGAGCUUUUACCAACCCAAGGUGGAGAACAUCAACACAAUUGGUGAAGCUAAUAUGUGUCAGCAACACCUUGAUGGUGCUAUUCAACGUGUAGAAAAGCUGAAAGAACAGUUACUUGUUAAAGUGAGUGAAUCCACAAUUCAGGAGAUUAACGAGCUACAAGCUGUGGACAUCAUGAGUACAAAAUUUUCAACUGAAGACUCUGCGGGUUGUAAAAGAAAGAGGAAUCCAUCGAUAAAUAGCCCUGAAGAAACAAACUCACCCACCUUAGCAUUGAAUUAUUGAAAGAGCAGAGCAGAGGCAGUGGAUUCUUGAAAGUGGGGAAUGGGAUCCCACCCAAUGUUGACCUUUGACUGAAGGUUACACAUUUCAGGGGCUUGAGCUUCGAUUUUACUGUCAACCAGUUUAGUAGCUUUGGUUAAAUAUGUAAUAUGUUGAUGUUGGAAGUUUAUUUGAAUAUGGUUUACAAUGUAAAUUUCAAAACAGAUCGGAUUUCUCUGCUACAAUUAGCUCAAGCAUAUGGUUGCCUGAAGAUGAAGCAUGAGAAUGAAAUGAUCCAA
Pistacia vera is the source of this 1086-nucleotide messenger RNA. Its product is annotated as agamous-like MADS-box protein AGL66. NCBI's taxonomy places the organism in Eukaryota, Viridiplantae, Streptophyta, Magnoliopsida, Sapindales, Anacardiaceae. Bases 146 to 811 code for a protein of 221 amino acids. The record is from RefSeq and is a predicted model, not a curated record. Gene Ontology annotation, biological process: regulation of transcription by RNA polymerase II. The transcript is spliced from 10 exons. Gene Ontology annotation, molecular function: RNA polymerase II cis-regulatory region sequence-specific DNA binding; protein dimerization activity; DNA-binding transcription factor activity, RNA polymerase II-specific.